Messenger RNA from Lontra canadensis (Northern American river otter), 804 nucleotides. RefSeq names its product CD3g molecule (gene CD3G). The coding region runs from base 64 to 606 and encodes 180 amino acids. Gene Ontology annotation, cellular component: alpha-beta T cell receptor complex; external side of plasma membrane; membrane. The transcript has 7 exons. Gene Ontology annotation, biological process: cell surface receptor signaling pathway; positive thymic T cell selection. NCBI's taxonomy places the organism in Eukaryota, Metazoa, Chordata, Mammalia, Carnivora, Mustelidae. The record is from RefSeq and is a predicted model, not a curated record. Gene Ontology annotation, molecular function: transmembrane signaling receptor activity.
UACAGGCUGGCGGGCUGCUGGGAGUUGCUUCGUGCUUCUUUGAGGGGAAAGACAGAGACUGACAUGGAGCCGGGGAAGCAUCUGGCUGGCCUCAUCUUGGCUGUCACUCUUCUUCAAGGUACUACAGCCGAGAAGAAACAAGAAGUUCCUGUGGUAAAACUGGAUGACAAUCGAGAAGAUGGUUCGGUACUUCUGAUUUGUGUCUCAAAAGACACAAAGAUCACAUGGUUUAAAGAUGGGAAACAAGAAAAUUCCUCGACUAAUACUAAGCUGAAUCUGGGAAGCAGUAUCAAGGACCCUCAAGGGAUAUAUCAGUGUAAAGGAUCAGAGGGCUUUUCAGAACCACUCCAAGUAUAUUACAGAAUGUGUCAGAACUGCAUUGACCUGAACGCAGGCACUGUAUCCAGCUUUGUCUUCGCUGAAAUCGUCAGCAUUUUCUUCCUUGCUGUCGGGGUUUACUUCAUUGCUGGACAGGAUGGAGUUCGCCAGUCCAGAGCUUCAGACAAGCAGACUCUGUUGUCCAAUGACCAGCUUUACCAGCCCCUCAGGGAUCGGGAAAAUGACCAAUAUGGCCACCUUCAAGGAAAGCAAUUGAGGAAAAAUUGAACUCAGGACUCAAAGUAGGUGUUCUCCAUGCUGGAUAGAUCCCAGAAACAUGGCAUUACACUUUGGAACACUCCUAGCGGAGAGACUUUCAGCCCUAAUUCUAGACUCAAGUUUCCCAAAGGUGACAAAUGGAGAAGAAAGUCCAUCAGAGCAAAUAUGGAUUUUUCUCAAAAUAAAACAAAAAGGAAAGUAAAAAUA